Messenger RNA from Trichomycterus rosablanca, 1966 nucleotides. RefSeq names its product mediator of RNA polymerase II transcription subunit 1-like (gene med1l). Gene Ontology annotation, biological process: regulation of transcription by RNA polymerase II; cellular response to thyroid hormone stimulus. The transcript is spliced from 18 exons. Lineage: Eukaryota; Metazoa; Chordata; Actinopteri; Siluriformes; Trichomycteridae. Gene Ontology annotation, cellular component: mediator complex. Bases 75 to 1877 code for a protein of 600 amino acids. The record is from RefSeq and is a predicted model, not a curated record. Gene Ontology annotation, molecular function: transcription coregulator activity; nuclear retinoic acid receptor binding; nuclear vitamin D receptor binding.
CUAAAAGACGCGAAAGAAACAUUAUCGUUGUGUUUCAUUACUCCUUAUUAGAAGAUACUUAAAAACUAACUGACAUGGAAGCAAGCGUGGACGUCAAGAGAAAGCCUAAUUUAUCUAAACUAACCUCCAAGUAUGCAGAUAAACCAUGGAGUGAAACCUUUCAGCUGGUCCACAGAUGCAUGGAGAAAGCUAAAGCAGAUGGUGAGAUUUGUGAGCCGAUCAUGAGGUGCUUGCAGAAACUUCAGGAAGUCCAGAAUGUGACUUCUGUUAGUGCCAUGGUGACCAGACUGGAGAUGAUUGCCAAGCAGAAAGGACUGGGUUCUCAUCUGAGUCCCACAGAAACUGCAUGUUACCUGACAGCAGAUUUAUUCUAUGUGGAGGUGUUACUGCAUUCUGGAGGAGAGGUUAAAGAUGUAAAGGUUGCCCAGCAUGGUGAAGCUCCUGAGUCAAAUACAUCACUUCUUCAGCUGUUAAGGAUGAAGAAAUUCGAAGAAUUUUCUUUAAAGCUGGAUGACCUUGCUUCUCUCUACAACAUACCAGGAGACAAUGAUACUAAGAUAAAGGUGUAUACAGCUCUUCAGCAUCUACAGAAAGACCUGCUCAAAAUCUCCAAUUUACCAAGAAGUUUAAAAGAGAAUGAUGUACAUGUUGACAUGGUUCUGAAUGGACGAAUUGGGAGUGUUACACCCUGCAGAGAAGGAAACCCAAUGGUCUUACAGUACUACAUCAGCCGAUCAGAUGCUCUAAUAAACAUCUUGCAUCCAGGUGAAGGCAGCCUGGCCAUGUCUGCUAAGGUAGUGGUGAGUGCUAGUGCCACUACACACAGGUUGCAGAUGGAGUCUCUGAUCCCCUCUCCACCUCAGGUGGACUCUUUGGGGUUUCCUGUUUUCAGCCCACUGUCUGAGAAAAGUACAGAGUACCUGCCAGCCUUCUUUCUUCUGAAGCUUCAGCCACCAGUGCCUAUGCUCAGCUCCUUCAUCCACAGAAUGAGCCAAAUCACAGGAAUUUGUCCUGAUGCUGACCUGCAGAGGGAGCCUCUUAUCCAGCUGCUCCAGAGGACCAUUCUGGAGGACCAGCACAAGAAGUCCUCGUCUGAAGGAAAAGAAUCACAUUUUCUCAAGUCUUUACCAGAUGGAGAACUUCACAGCUAUUUCUUUGCACUUCUUGAAUGGAAUUGUGAUUCAUGGAAAGGAGCUCUAAUUCAUACAGUUCCGUUCACCCAUCCUGCCCAUGUGCCUGCCUUGCUAGCUGUCCUUCGGCAUCAGUCAGCCAUCAAUGUACUGUUAGCAAGCUGCAUCACUAACUUUAAACGUCAUCCAGGGCUAGUAUGUGAACUCAGCUGUGAAAUUUUACCCGAGUCUGACUGCAGCUUUUCUGUGACCGUUGGCCUUCCAGGCAGUGACUCUCUGGCAGUUUUGUUUGUUUCAGUGACAGCCUUUAAUCAGGUUUGCUGCAAGCUCUUAAUGGCUGGUUUAGUGGACCCCUCCUUAGAUAACUACAUCUCCAGAGUCCUCACACGGUGCAUGUCCAUCCCCAUCACCAUGAGAGCAAUUCGGAAGAGGAUAUCCAGCCUCAGGAUUCCAGCACAGCCUCUCUCUGAGCCUGAUUCCACUCCUGUUGCUGAGGGUUUACCCUCCACACUGCCACACCGCGCUGAAGAAAAUAGUCCGGCCAUACUCUCUUCAGCCCCUAACUCACCAGAACCCAUGGAGCAGGAAGAGCUCCCCUCGAACCCCAGCCACUAUGUCAUGUCUGUAGCUGCUACAGCGGCGGUUGAUUGUACUAAUACAGAGGUGAUUGCUAACCGUUCCCCUUGUGCCUCUGUGGGUGUCUAUUCACACUGGGUGGCCAGCAGCAUUCCGGCAGAGCUUAUUUAGAGAAAAGGACAAAGAUAAGAGCUGUCUAGUAAAACGGUCUAGUAAAAUGAAUAAAGAUAAUAUUUUAAAAGCAAGAAAUUGUGAUGCAA